UGGGCCGUGGCCGCAUCCAGCGUCGCCCCGCGAUUCGACGGACCUGUUUCGUAUUCGUAGCCGUCGGUGGAAUUGGAACAAGAGUUGUUUAUGUACUUAUGGUAGGAAGUAAUCCGUUAUCUGCUAAGGAAAAAAAUAAUUAGUGGUUAAACCCUGUGUACAUUUUUUCUUAUUAUAUCUUUAUCUCCGAUUUUCUCAUCGUGGUGCAUUAUUUAAGAAAAGAUCGCGUCUAUAUCCUAUAGCACAGGACUGAAAUAUGCCGGAGGAACAGAAGUCCGCUGGUAGUCAACCAGAGGUAACAGCAGAAAAUGGGACUGGAACAAACUCGCCGACCAAAAGUCCAGUGAACAAAGGCAAAACAGCUCUUGCAAGAAUCACUUUGCUAGAUGGAACCGUGAAAGACUUCCACAUAGAUAGGAAGGCGAAAGGCCAAGAAUUACUUGACAUGAUAUGUCAGAGUAUGAAUUUGAUGGAGAAGGAUUAUUUUGGCCUUAUUUACGAGGACAGACACGAUUUGCGAAACUGGUUAGAUCUGGAUAAAAGAAUCGCAAAAUUUGUGAAAAACGAACCGUGGAAAUUUAAUUUCGAGGUGAAGUUUUAUCCUCCGGACCCAGCCCAAUUACAAGAAGACAUAACUCGUUAUCAACUAUGCCUUCAAAUCAGAAACGAUAUUAUCACAGGCCGUUUGCCGUGUUCGUUUGUAACUCAUGCUCUUCUAGGUUCAUAUUUAGUUCAGUCAGAAGUCGGAGAUUACGACCCAGACGAGCAUGGCCGUACAUAUUUAAAGGAUUUCAAAUUUGCCCCUAAUCAGACUCCAGAGUUAGUGGAGAAAGUAAUGGACCUUCAUAAAACGCAUAAAGGUCAAACACCCGCGGAAGCAGAACUCCAUUAUCUCGAAAAUGCAAAAAAAUUAGCGAUGUAUGGAGUUGAUCUUCAUCCUGCUAAAGAUUCUGAGGGCGUGGAUAUAAUGUUAGGUGUAUGUUCAUCGGGUCUUCUCGUCUAUAGGGAUCGAUUAAGAAUCAAUAGGUUUGCUUGGCCAAAGAUACUAAAAAUCUCGUACAAAAGGCAUAACUUUUACAUAAAGAUUAGGCCGGGUGAAUUUGAGCAAUUUGAAUCGACGAUUGGUUUCAAAUUAGCUAACCAUAGAGCUGCAAAAAAGUUAUGGAAAGUAUGUGUAGAACACCAUACUUUCUUCAGGCUCAUGAGUCCUGAGCCUGUAAAGAAAGUCGGUUUGAUACCACAUCUGGGUUCUCGUUUCCGAUAUUCAGGAAGAACUCACUACGAGACAAAGAAGACUCCCAUUGAUAGACAACCUCCACAAUUCGAAAGAUCUUUAAGUGGUCGUCGUCCUACAUCUCGUAGUAUGGAUGCGUUAGGGGGUCCUAAACAAGUUGAAUCUUAUGGUUCAGAACCAAGUAAGAGGCAUACAAUGAGCUAUGAACCUGAAAUGAUUCCUGACAUGGAGCAUAUAGAUCAACGGCCUAGUCCAAUAAAAAAACAGAAAGAAAAGCUCUCACGCAAAACAAGUGCUGGAACAACAUCAGCUAGCAGUACCAGUAGUCUGGAAGGAGAAUAUGAUGCAGAUCGUGGCAAAAAGAAACCGGUCGGAGGAAUUGCGGUCCUACCGCCCGGUGGUCUAUUUAAGAAGAAGAAGGAUAAGAAAAACGAAAGCGAAAAGGAAAAUCAUAAUGAUCUCAACAAUUCUGAUUUAAUAAAUGAAAGUGCUAUUAUUGAUAACAACGACGUGAAAUCACCCAAUAAAAAAGAAUCGAAAAAGAAAGAUAAGGAAACACUAGAAAAAAGUGACAAGAACGAAAUAAAGUCACCUAGUAAAAAAGAAUUGAAAAAGAAAGAAAAGGAAACACCAGAAAGAAGCGCUUUUAUUGAUGAAUUAAAGUCACUCACUAAGAGAGAUUUAAAAAAGAAAGAUAAGGAAAUGCUAGAAAAAAGUGCUACUCUUGACAACAAUGAAAUAAAGCCACUCAGUAAAAAGGAAUUGAAAAAAAAAGAAAAGGAAAUGUUAGAAAAAAAAGACAAGGAAAUUUCAGAAAAGAAAGAUAAGGAAAUGUCAGAAAAGAAAGACAAGGAUAUGUCUGAAAAGAAAGAUAAGGAACUGUUAGAAAAGAAAGAUAAGGAACUGUUAGAAAAGAAAGACAAGGAUAUGUCUGAAAAGAAAGACGGUGAAACGCCAGAAAAGAAAAGCAAGGAAAUGUCAGAAAAGAAAGGCAAGGAAACGCCAGAAAAAAUAGAUAAGGAAAUGCUAGAAAAAAAAGAUAAGGAUUUGUUAGAAAAGAAAGACAAGGAAACGUCAGAAAAGAAAGAUAAAGACAAGAAAGACAAAAUAAAGGAUAUACGGGAUGUAAUAAAACCAUUUUCUUCAAAAACGAAGAAAAUUUUAACUUCAAGCACUACCCCAACAAUAGUGAAAACCACAACUAAACAAUCUGUAGUGAAGGAUCAAGAAGGUGUGACACAAAACAUAGAAGAAAAAGUAGAAGAUCUUACACCUGGAGGCACAGGCCAAGUAACUGUUUCUACACAAAUUAAUAAGGCAGAGGCAUCAGAUGAUGGUAGAGCCCCAUACAUGACAGCAACUGCUGUUACUACACGCACUGCUACAAUGCAUGAAGAUCUUGAAAAAAAUCAGAAAACCAGUCAGGUAGAGGAAAAAACUGUAGCACAUACAACAGCAACCAGUGCAACAAGACAAGAACAGAGAGUAGUAACUCAAGAAGUUCGAACAACAAGUCAUGUACUUUCUGGUGAACAGCUGUUCUCACGAAGGCUCAGUACAUCCAGUUCAAGCAGUGAUGAUUCAGGUACUCCAAUUGACCUUGAAGAUGAUCAACAGGCUUUCUACAACCAAUAUUAUCAGGGUGAUCCAGCUGGUGUUGUUGAAACAGAAACGCAUGUUUACAAAGGAGAGCCAGAAAAUAACGUAACAACAACUACCACAGUUCCACUAGUAGCAACUGAAACUAGAAAGGUAGCUGUUGAAAGUGAAGAUGGUAUGUACAGUGCAACUGGGGAAAUAGUUAGUUCUCAGACAAUAUCCAGUAAAACUCGCACUGUUGAAACGAUAACGUAUAAAACUGAAAGAGAUGGAGUUGUAGAAACUCGUGUAGAACAAAAAAUUACGAUACAAUCAGAUGGCGAUCCGAUUGAUCAUGAUCGAGCUUUGGCAGAAGCAAUUCAAGAGGCAACAGCAAUGAACCCUGAUAUGACAGUAGAAAAGAUAGAAAUUCAACAGCAAACAGCGCAGUAACUUGUAAUGCAUCAAAAAUCACCUUUGUAAGAAGGGCACUCUUUGUCUAAAAGAUAUAAUGCUCGUAAUUUUAAAAAAGAUAAAAUAAAAAAUUAAAUUGAUAUAUAUAUAUAUUGUGUAUAUCUUGGAUAUACAAUGAAUGGCAAAUGAUUUGACUCAGUUUUUGCUAUUGCCAACAUUUAAUUAAUUUAUCAUUUAACAUAUAAGAAACAUUUCUUAUAACAAAUGUUGUUCAAUGCUACGAGCUUCAACUUGAUUAAAAAUCAAGUUCUUACAAAAAAAUGUCAUGGUAUGUUGUACCAUAAACAGCAGUGUUCAUAUUCAAAGUAUGUAUUAUUUACAUACUUAAAAACAUAAAUAUAUAUUAAACAUAUUAUGUAUACAUAGCUAUAUAUAUAUGUAAACAAAAGCUAAUUUGUUUAUAACUAUAAAAAUAUGACAGAGUGCCCACAAACUUACAUCACUGCUUCAGAGCGAACAAAAUCAUAAUAUUCACGCGAUGUCUCAUGUAAUAAGCAUAUUAAGCUAUUCAUAUAAAGUUCGUUUAAAUAAUGUUCAAAUCUUGUUCAACAAUAUUAGAGGAAUAUUCAAAAGCUUAAUUUUUUAAAAUCUUUUGCAGAUUUUCUGUUGUAAUUUAAAUUUCUAAUUUUAAGACUUCGUCUAUGAGCCUAAUAUAAUAAAAAACAUAAGAAUUAAAAUCAUCUUAAAAAAGAUUGAAGUUUUGACAAGUCAAGCAUAUGUAACUGUAACAUGCGUUUACAUUAAUAUGCGUUUAAACUAUAUGAACAUUAUAAUAUAUAUAUAUAAGUCACUUGGAGAAGAAUAUAUAGAAAGUAACAGUGGAAGACUUAUAAUAUCUAAGUAAGAGACAUACAAAAUUUUUUUAUAAGGCUUCGUAUGAUUUAAAUGUAGCUUUUUUGCAAUAAUUUUUUUGUAUAUGUUAAUUAUUUGUGACAUAUUUUUUUCAAAGUGGAUAUUACAUAAUGUUUACUGUAUGACAAAGUCAGAUUUCUCUAACUAUGAAAUAUUAAUAUAUACAUUAAAAUAAAUACAUAUAUAUAUAUUAUAUAUAUGUACAUGUACACAAACAUUUAUGAUUAUUUGGAAAAGAAAAUAGAAAUCUACAAAGUUUCCUGUAACUUAUAGUAUUAUUAUCCAGCAAUGUAAAUUAAAAGGAGAUACACAUUGUUAACAUUGCUAUUGUAUACAUCUUUUAUUUAAUAAUUUAAAAAUAUGUAUUUGGAAACUAUGUAGAUUUUCAAAAUAUACUUCAAAGAUUAUAAGAUUUAUUAGUAAUAUUAAGAUAAAAAAUCAUAUGUAACUUCAUACCAAGAGCUAUGAUGCAUUGGUCAGCGUAUAUGUCUAAAUUUAGCUGUAACUUUUGUAGUUUUAAGACUACAAGUUCAUAUAAGAUUUUAUUUGUUUAAUAGGUUAUUUAAUUUUUGUAUGAACAACACAUAGAUAUUGCUAAGAAGGAGGAAAGGCUGAUAACCUGAAUUUACAAUAAAAUUAUUAAGAUGCAAGUUAUACUUUGCAAAAAUAAAGCUAUAUAAAUAUAUAAUGUUAUAAAUAUUAAUACAUACCGCUGCUUCAUAUAUUUAUGUGUGAAUAAUAUAUACGUAUAUAUAUUGUACAUGCAUCAAUUAUGAAGCAACAUUAAAAUAUGCAUGUCACACUGUAGGAGGCUUGUUUAUACCUUUGUUCUUUUAAGUAUUGAUUAAAAAAUAUCACUAUAUAUUACGUUCGCAUUUUGCACAAAGCAUUUAUUUUAUAGUACUAAAAAAUAUAUUUCACAUGUUAAUAAUAAAAAAAUCUUUUUACUUUUCUACUUUUUGCAUAAUACAUAAUAAAGUGGAAAAAAUAUUACCAUAUACAUUAGUUUAAUAGCUGUUUAUAUUUAUUAUAUCUUUUCUUAGUGAUUGUGAACUUUGUCCAUGUACAGUACCAGUCAGUAUUGUUGUAUUGUAUUAUGUCAUUUUAUACGUAUAAAUAAAAAACAUUAAAAUUUCUAUAGAACAAAGGAUAAUCAUAGACCGUCUACGUGCAAGUUGCAUUUCGUCUUAUGUGUCACAUUCUGUUAUACGCUGGCAGCUAAUGAAUUGUUCAAAUUUUAUAAAAUAUAUUGAUCGCAAUCUCAUUUUACUAUAUAGUAUUAGUUUAUAUUUCAAAUAUGCUCAACAAGUAUAUUAGUUCUUAUUUUUUUAUUUAUGAGCAGUUUUAGAAAUUUCGUAAAUCGAGUUUUAUGUCUCGAUAUUAUAAAAGGCAGUAAAAUUAUGUUGAAGAAGAAAUUGAUUUCCUACUUGUACCUUCUACACCAUGUAAUUCCAUAAUUUAUAUAUUUGUUUUUAUUGUAUCUAACAUUCCAUGCUUAUAGUGACUAACAAAUAUGUAUUAUAAAAGCCUGUGUCAUUUAAAACUUAUUUAUUCGUUUAUUCGUAUUAUUAUAUUUAUCGCAAUUUUAUAUUAGCUCUGCUUGAAGAGGUUUUUCAUUACAUUCAAUUCAUGUGCUUCUUGUGUUUCAGUUGUUACUCACAAAGUUAAGCUAUAAAGAUAAGAUAGAAAUCUUCAAGCAGUGUACAAAUGUAGUUAAUAGUAUUUUGUACUUUAAUACUUCUGUGGUUCAUUUAGUGAUAACACGAUGAUUAUAAUAUUAUAUACUUAAUAUUAUAGUUAUAUAAUAUAAUUAUAUAAUAGUAUUUUAUGUGUAAGAACGUCAUAACUGUUUAACUAUGCACGUUUUGUUAUUAUUAAAUUGUAUUAUUGUUUGACACGCAUGAAUUUCAAUGUACUUUAUUUUAGUUAUGAAAAUGUUAUGUUAAUGCACAUAUAAUAUAAAUGUCGCCUUAGUGCUAGAAAGUUGUACAAAAUAAUUGUAAUUAGUUUGCCUCCAGCUUUUUAAGAUAAUUUGCCAUACACUUUUUUUCAGCGCGAUUUGAUCAUAGAUUUUAUUUUUAUCUCAUACACGACUUUCCAGCAUGCAGGCAAUAAUUAAUGGUUCAUAUAGAAAUUAUUUAAUACAUAAUUAUAAAAAAAAUUUAAUGCAAAUGAAAAAUAUACAAUGAAUUAUAAAUAAUUUUCUAAAAAAAUAUAUUAAUAAAUAAGAAGAAUACCUCUCAUCCAAAAAGUUUGUUUUCUUAUAUGCAGUGUAUUAUGUCAUUAAUAUGUUCCCAGAUUCAAAUAGGUGGCAAUUUAAUAAUUUCACUGUUUAACAAAGGUUGUACACUAGGAAAGUUCUUAGUCUUAAUUACAUUACUCCGAAAUGGUUUUGUGGUAACAUGACCAUUCUUUAUAAUAUUUGUACCUAAUGUAAUUAUAAUAGUUGAUUAAAUAUUAAUAACAUUUUUACAUGUAUUAAAAAUUAUUUAAAUAGCUUUUUGUAUCAAGUUACCUAUUUUCCAUGAUGGAAAUAUAUAUGAUUGUGUUUUAUUCAUCGCAGAUGUAGUAGACAAUUUUGCAUCAGGAUAUUGAAAUAUCGCUCUGGAUAUUGAUUCUUUUAAUGAAGGCGGUAAAUUUAACGAACCUGUAAUAUGAAGAUAUUCAUUAAAAGUUUAUGUUUGUUAUGAAAAAAUUGUCAAUAAUCAUACUUGUAAUAUCUUCAUCUAGUGUCGUAUUCAAUAAUUUCUUUGUGUGAUAAAGAUGUUUAUUUAUCUUAAAUCUUUUCAUGAAACAUUUAUAUACAUCUGUAACCAUUUUUCCGUCAAGAGUUUCUGUAAAUUAGCAUUAUUUAGAGAGCAAAAUGUAAAUGGUAAGAAGAAGAAAUCCAAAUAAACUAACAUACUUAUUGUGUCAUUA
Messenger RNA from Bombus terrestris (buff-tailed bumblebee), 7057 nucleotides. RefSeq names its product protein 4.1 homolog (gene cora). The record is from RefSeq and is a predicted model, not a curated record. The transcript is spliced from 15 exons. NCBI's taxonomy places the organism in Eukaryota, Metazoa, Arthropoda, Insecta, Hymenoptera, Apidae. Gene Ontology annotation, molecular function: actin binding; structural molecule activity. The coding region runs from base 257 to 3265 and encodes 1002 amino acids. Gene Ontology annotation, cellular component: plasma membrane; cytoskeleton.